Molecule: messenger RNA, 2745 nt
Organism: Varanus komodoensis (Komodo dragon)
Lineage: Eukaryota; Metazoa; Chordata; Lepidosauria; Squamata; Varanidae
Gene: TTLL10
Product: tubulin tyrosine ligase like 10
Exons: 16
Coding region: 1-2745 (914 amino acids)
Biological process (GO): protein modification process
Source: RefSeq, a predicted model, not a curated record
AUGGCCCGUCUGGAAGCGCAAGCCACUAGAGCGUUUUUAAAACAUUUAGGGCGAGCCGGGAUAAGCCAUUGUCCUGACCAAAAAUGGGCAUCGGCGAGGGAACAUCCUGGGAAGAAGUCUCUCGUCGGCCCCUCGAAUGAGCAAGGCGGGUCCGCCAACGAAGGCGCGGGUCUCGGCAAGAGCUCGCAACUGGCGCACCUGGCCAAGGAAGAGACGGCACUCCAAAUGGAGCCCGUUCUGGAGUCCAUCAGCCACUGCGAACUAAGCCAUGGCAAGCAGGUGGAGGUCUUGGAUCUCCAGGGCUUCUCCAGGGUCGGUUCAGGGGUCGCGAAAGCAAAGGCAGAGGAGGCCGGCCCAAGCGGGUCUCCAGAAAGCCCGUCACUGGAGACCUCUGUCCUCGGAUGCAGUGAGAGCCCUCUGGAGGGGCACCAGGUGCAGGUGGAAGGAGGCCAGGAGGGUCUCCCGGAGCCGCAAGAGGCCGUCCUUGGCCAGGACGCUGAGGCCGAAGUGCGGCUGGCCAAGCUCACCCAGCACCCUGCCAACAACCUUCCCCAGAAGUCACUUUGCAGCUCCAAGAUAAACCCAAAGGGCAGCAAGGAUGGAGCUGUCUCUGAGCUGAAGGAGAAAGGGUCUCAGGGUCUCCAGGGCCAAGGCUUCCCUGGACCACCGUCAGUGGAUGCUGAUUCCAAGUGUGUAGCAAGCCGGAGAGACAAGUCUGUGCACGAAAACCAAGGGCUGAGCAAGUUCCAGGCCCAGAAGAGAAAGAGCACUCCCAGCUUAUCCGAAGGGGAACCAGCCAGCGACUGCAGAUGCAAAGAGACCAGGGGAGUUCAGAAGGCACCGUUCCGAAUGAACCAUCCAGAAGAGAAGAAGCCGGACGAAGCCCCCGGAUCGGGGCCUUUCUUUUACCUUGGAGGAGCCAAUGGAGUUGAUAUACUGAAUGUCUACUGCAAAAGCAAAGGGUGGCAGCGGAUCUAUGACAACCGGAGGGAGGAUUUUAUCCUGAAAUGGUGUGAGACCAAGUUUCGGGACACCUAUUACAAUUUCCGGGAAGGGGAGCAACUUCUUUAUCAGAUCCCAAAUAACAAAGUCCUCACCACGAAGAUCGGCCUGCUGAUGAACCUCCGGGAGUAUGAGCGAGUGAUCAAGAAGAUGAACAGGGCCAGCAAAACGCUGAUGAUGGAAGAGUUUUUCCCUGAGACUUUCCGCCUGGACACCAAAGAUGAGCGAGAAUCCUUCUUUGAAACCUAUACAGAACCCCAGAUUUGGAUCUGCAAGCCCACGAGCUCCAACCAAGGACGGGGGAUUUUCCUGCUGAAGAACCAGGCCGAAGUCAACGAGUUGGAAGCCAAGCUCCACAGCCUAGAGGAGGACCCUCAGUACAAGAAGCUGCCCUACAAAAUCCCCCCGGCCAGAAUCGUGCAAAGGUACAUCGACAAGCCACUGCUUCUCGAGGGCAAGAAGUUCGACGUCCGGUCCUACCUCCUCAUCGCCUGCACUGUGCCCUUUGUGCUGUUCUUCGGCCACGGAUACGUUCGUCUGACGUGCCUGAACUACGACCCCAGAUCCGAAGAUCUCACCUCUCACCUGACCAACCAGUACGUCCAGAAGAAAAGCCCCAUCUAUGCCCUCGUGAAGGAAGAGACGGUGUGGCAAAUGGACCGCUUCAACCAGUACGUCAACGAGAAGUUCAGACAAGCCAAGGGGCUGCCCAAGGACUGGGUCUUCAACGGAUUUACCAAGCGAAUGAAGGAGAUCAUGUUGCAAUGUUUUCUGGCCGUCAAGUCCAAACUGGACUGCAAGCUGGGCUAUUUUGACCUCAUCGGGUGCGACUUCUUGAUUGAUGAAGACUUUAAGGUUUGGCUGCUGGAGAUGAACGCAAACCCUGCUCUGCACACGAACUGUGGGGCGCUGAAGAACAUUGUUCCCACGGUGGUGAACGAAACUCUGGAUCUGACCAUCGAGAUAUUCACCAAGGUCCAAAAAGCACAGCACAUCCUUCCACUGGAGUCCCUGUGCCACUUCACGCUGCUCUACAACGGCCUGGCCUCCGACAACGGGCCGCCCCACCUCACCAAGAGCAGGACUUCCCUCCGCUCGCUGAGGAGCCACUGGGCCCAGGCAGGCAGCAGCGGCCGUGGGACGGACAAGCAGCCCGCCAAAAGCUUGGAGAAGCCGCCCAGAGGGGAAGCCUCCGGCCCUUCGGAGGGCCUCCCCCUCCCACCCAGCAAGGGGGUCUCCCGAAACACCUUGCCCAUGCCUCAGAUCCAAAUAUCCAUUGUCCCCGGCAUCAGCUGCUGCCAGUCGGUGAAAGCGGUCCUCCGGGGCAACCCCGUCUGUAGCAGCGGCAACCAGUACAUCAUCAAACCCGUCCUGGCUGCCUUGGACAAGCACGAGAGCGCUCACGACCGGGGGAAAGAGAGCGGACCCGCGGCUGCCGGGGGCAAUGGCAAGGACCGGCCCUACGCCUCUUGCUUCCAGAGGAUGUUUGGGAGCAAGAUGCAGCCCCCCGGCGGGAACGAGGCGGACGGCCCCUUGACCAGCUCGCAAAUGGUCUCCCUCCACCUCCAGUCCAACCUGCCCCCCAACCUCCCCGCCUCCCAGGAGACCUGCAAACCCCUCCGCCAGCUCGUGACUCACGGGAAGACCCCGACGGACGGCGGGAAGGACGCUACCGAGCUCCUCCACCAAAGCUGCGGCGAAUCGAUCCCGGAGGAUACGAAGGUCGCCUACCGCGGCUCCUAA